GUCAGGACAGGUUUGAGAGAGAGACUGAAGACGUCAAAGGAGCAAGAGCAAAUUGUAUGGCAGCAGAGACAGGAGCGAAGAGGAAGCGAAUGGGAGAGAAAGGAGGUAGUUUGUCCAAAAAGACACCGAAUUGGCCUGUGAUCAAACCUAAACAAAGUCUCCAGAUCACUCGCCUCAAAGAUUCUGAUCUUUUCACGGUUCAAAAUUUCCUUACAUCUGUUGAAUCAAAGGCAUUCAUCAAAGUUGCUGAGUCUAUUGGUUUUGCUCACCAAGGGAGUCUAGGUCCAACAAAGGGAGAAGCUUACCGAGAUAAUGAUCGAAUCUCGGUGAAUGAUCCUGUGCUUGCAGAUACAAUAUGGGCUUCUGGUCUUAACCAAUUGUUCUCUGAUAUUAAAAUUCGAGGAAAAGCUGCUGUUGGGUUGAAUCCCAGUAUCAGGUUGUACAGGUACAAGGUUGGUCAACGUUUUGGUAGGCAUAUUGAUGAAAGUGCUAAUCUAGGAGAGGGAAAGCGCACCCAUUACACAUUGUUGAUAUAUUUAAGUGGGGGUGUUCCCAAAGGAAAAAAUGAUCCAAAGAAUCCAAAAGACUCUCAGUCAGAGCCUCUAGUAGGAGGAGAAACAGUCUUCUAUGGUUCCACUUUUAGGAAUAGUGUUGUAGCCGAGGUGUCUCCGACUGAAGGGAUGGCUCUUCUCCACAUUCAUGGCGACAAGUGUUUGUUGCAUGAAGCUCGAAAUGUUACUAAGGGUGUCAAGUAUGUAUUUCGUUCAGAUGUAGUUUUUGCUUAAACACUGAUAGCAAUGUUAAAUCAGUCUUCCAAUGAAAUUCAAUUUCAUUAUAUGUUAUGUUUCCAUUUCAGAUAUUGAUAUUUUGUACUAAAGUAUUUGCUAAAUGAUAUGUGGGAAUGACUUGUCUGUUUACACCUCAAAA
Molecule: messenger RNA, 927 nt
Organism: Humulus lupulus (European hop)
Lineage: Eukaryota; Viridiplantae; Streptophyta; Magnoliopsida; Rosales; Cannabaceae
Exons: 4
Coding region: 57-785 (242 amino acids)
Biological process (GO): peptidyl-proline hydroxylation to 4-hydroxy-L-proline
Cellular component (GO): endoplasmic reticulum
Molecular function (GO): iron ion binding; procollagen-proline 4-dioxygenase activity; L-ascorbic acid binding
Source: RefSeq, a predicted model, not a curated record